AUGGUAACAAUACGAACACAACCAACUGGAGAUGUUUGGGCAUUUGAAAAUGAAUGGAGUAAUGGAAUAUGUGGUUGUUGUACCGAUCUUGGAACUUGUUGUUUUGCUUAUUGGUGUUGUCCAUGUUUUAUGUGUAAAUUACAUGCACGAACUAAUGAAUGUUUAUGUACUGGAUGUUUACCGGGAGCAAAUACGGGAUUGAGAACGAAAAUUCGAACAGGUUUUCGAAUUCGGGGAGCAGUAUGUGGUGACACAUGUGCAAUGUGUUUUUGUCCAUGUUGUUCUAUUAUACAAAUGUAUAAUGAACUAGAAUUUCAAGGACUAUGA
Messenger RNA from Rotaria sordida, 327 nucleotides. NCBI's taxonomy places the organism in Eukaryota, Metazoa, Rotifera, Eurotatoria, Philodinida, Philodinidae. The record is from the annotation of a GenBank genome assembly.